Molecule: messenger RNA, 1113 nt
Organism: Annulohypoxylon truncatum
Lineage: Eukaryota; Fungi; Ascomycota; Sordariomycetes; Xylariales; Hypoxylaceae
Exons: 4
Coding region: 1-1113 (370 amino acids)
Source: RefSeq, a predicted model, not a curated record
AUGAGCUUCAUUGUAUUUAGUAUUUCUUGUCUGGUGUUCGUCUCCAGCUUAGUUUCGCUUGGAUUGCGCCUUUAUUCUAGAAAGUUGACGAAAGCGGGCCUCGACUGGGACGAUGGACUCAUCGUGGCCGCGGAAGCUAUCGUGAUCGCACUGUUUGGCCUUUCAAUCUACCUAUGGGACCCGGGAUGGAGUCGAGAUUCGUUACGCGAGUUAGGACAUAGUAGUCAUACUGUACUAACUCUUCUCCUUCUCUUCGAAGUUCUGCACCUGACAGCGAUGUUUCUCGCAAAACUCAGCGCCCUAUAUCUCUACGCACGAAUAUUUAUACAAGAUAAAUUCCGCUUGGCAUGUAAGCUUGCCGCAGUUACGGUCAUACUUAUAUAUAUCGUCAUGUUUGUGGAUGUCAUGACAGUCUCAGACAUCGCGAUUGCCCUUUGGCAAAAUCCCAUCAUAGGGGGUCCGUCUAGCAUGAAAGCCGUCGACGUUACUGUUUCCAUUUUGAACAUAGUGGGAAACGCGACUAUCCUUUUCUUACCAAUACCCCCUAUAUGGAAAUUGCAGAUGAAAGUCAAAACCAAGAUCAACUUGACUAUCGUCUUCUGUCUUGGGAUCUGUGUUGCCGUGGUCUCCUGUAUUCGCCUGUCCUUUGUAAUACGACAGGACUAUGAUACCGAUACACUCAUGGCUUACGGUAGCCGCGAUAUGCACCUCAACGUUCUCGAGCCCGAACUAGCCAUUUUCUGUCUUAGCCUCCCUAUCAUACGACCACUUUGGCUGAAGUUGCGUGAAAAAUAUCGUGCCGCCAGAGGACAGCCCUGCGUUGACGACAAGUCGAGUAUCGCAGCUGCUUCCGGCCAUGAGAAUGACGAUGAUAGAAAUCUUGUGAGUUGGAAGGAAGUCAUAGCGGGAGACACCUCGAAAUACGAUAUUUACAUCCAUGGAGGAACGUCAAAAGCGACAGGAACCAAGCCAGGCCAAUCCCCGUAUAGACAAAGGCUACAGCCUCGUUUCGCCGCAAGUCCGCAUAGGCAGCCCAUGCCACCGCAGUCCUCUCAAAUCAAAGUCGAUAAGAGUUGGAGUGUUUCUUAUGAGUCGGCCUCACUUAUGCGCUGA